AUGGCGUGGGCCCUGAAGCUACCCCUCACAGAUGAGGUCAUUGAGUCCGGGCUGGUGCAGGACUUUGAUGCCAGCCUCUCGGGAAUCGGCCAAGAGCUGGGAGCCGGGGCAUAUAGCAUGAGCGAUGUCCUGGCUCUCCCCAUUUUCAAGCAGGAAGAGUCUAAUCUCCCUUCGGACUCUGAGAAGAUUCUUCCUUUCCAGUAUGUCCUGUGUGCAGCUACCUCCCCAGCAGUGAAACUGCACGAUGAGACGCUCACCUACCUCAACCAAGGCCAGUCUUAUGAAAUUCGAAUGCUUGACAAUCGGAAAAUUGGUGAACUACCUGAAAUCACUGGUAAGAUGGUGAAGAGCAUUAUUCGUGUGGUGUUUCACGACCGGCGGCUCCAGUACACGGAGCAUCAGCAGCUGGAGGGCUGGCGCUGGAACAGACCUGGAGACAGAAUACUUGACCUUGAUAUUCCCUUGUCAGUUGGAAUAAUUGAUCCAAGAUCCAACCCAACUCAGCUAAACACUGUUGAGUUCCUGUGGGACCCGUCAAAAAGAACCUCAGUUUUUAUCCAGGUUCAUUGCAUCAGCACUGAAUUUACAAUGCGUAAACACGGCGGAGAGAAGGGUGUUCCUUUUCGGAUUCAAAUAGACACUUUUAAAGAGAAUGAAAGCAGUGAAUACACGGAGCAUCUUCACUCAGCCUCCUGCCAAAUCAAAGUCUUUAAGCCCAAAGGUGCAGACAGAAAGCAGAAGACGGACAGAGAGAAGAUGGAGAAGAGAGCGCCCCAAGAAAAGGAAAAGUACCAACCCUCCUACGAAACCACGAUACUAACAGAGUGCUCUCCUUGGCCUGAAGUGACGUAUGUGGAUAACUCUCCGUCUCCUGGCUUUAACAGCUCACACAACAGCUUCACUAUAUCGGAAGGAAAUGGAUCUCCCAGCCACCAGCCUGAACCUGUCGUCCCGAUAGCUGAUAAUUUGUUACCCACGACAACGCCGCAGGACGCUCAGCAAUGGCUCCUCCGAAAUCGCUUCUCACCUUUCAGCCGGUUGUUCACAAACUUCUCAGGAGCAGACUUGUUGAAGCUGACGAGGGAAGAUGUUAUUCAGAUAUGUGGUCCGGCCGAUGGCAUCAGACUCUUCAAUGCUUUAAAGGGGAGAGUGGUGCGUCCCAGACUAACCAUCUACGUCUGUCAGGAGUCACAAGAGCCUCAGUCAAAACAUGAGAAUGGAGAGGGGUCUGCUUUUUUUGUCUAUCACGCCAUUUACCUGGAGGAGCUCACGGCGAUAGAACUGACGGAGAAAAUUGCGCAGCUCUUCAACAUCUCACCAAGACAAAUAAAUCAGAUUUUCAAACAGGGUCCGACCGGUAUCCACGUGAUGGUCAGUGACGAGAUGAUUCAGAACUUCCAGGAUGAAGUCUGUUUUGUUCUGGACACAAUGAAAGACGAAACUAGUGACGGCUACCACAUCAUCCUGAAGUGA
Messenger RNA from Knipowitschia caucasica, 1473 nucleotides. The record is from the annotation of a GenBank genome assembly. Lineage: Eukaryota; Metazoa; Chordata; Actinopteri; Gobiiformes; Gobiidae.